Molecule: messenger RNA, 1063 nt
Organism: Wyeomyia smithii (pitcher-plant mosquito)
Lineage: Eukaryota; Metazoa; Arthropoda; Insecta; Diptera; Culicidae
Exons: 3
Coding region: 205-750 (181 amino acids)
Molecular function (GO): structural constituent of cuticle
Source: RefSeq, a predicted model, not a curated record
CAUGGGAAAAGAGAGUACACAGGUCAUGUUAGAAUAUAGAAGCAUUGGACUCCGAGCGCGGGCUGGGUGUGGUGUUACUAUAAAAGACAUGAACUGAUCCUCCAAAGAUCAGUGUUCGGUACUCAAUUGGAAGUUUUGUGUUAAGCAACAAAAUCCGUUACGGUAACAUAGAAGUCCAAGUUGAAAAUUCUUAACAGUGCAAACAUGUAUUCGAAAAUGAUCGCAGUUUUGGCUUUGGCCGCUGUUUGCAUCGCGGCUCCGCAACACCAAGAAGCGGCCCGAUAUCCAGCUGGUGUGAAUCCGGCGGCUUGUCCAUCGUAUCCAAAUUGCGAUAAUGCCGCCCUGCACAACCCAAAUCCACACAACAAUCACGCUGCCAAUCACUGGAACCCGAACUGGAACGUCCAGCCAAGCUGGAACGCAGCUCCCCAACCUGCCUGGAAUGCUCAACCAGCAUGGAAUGCCCAGCCAGCCUGGAACGCACCUCAGCCAGCAUGGAAUGCCCAGCCAAGCUGGAACUCUUAUCCAGCCGUUACCGGACCAACUCACAAUCAUUUGGCUGCUCCCUCUGCUGGUGGUGACAAAUAUCCAGCUGGUGUGAGCCCACACAGUUGUCCAAACUAUCCUUUCUGUGAUAACUCUGCUCCAGCCGGUGCCCCACACGUUGCUCCGCUGCCAGGAUACACCGAGCGUCAGUACCCAGCCGGAGUUUCCCCCCACAGUUGUCCCAACUUCCCAUACUGCAACUAAAUCUAACUGUGAUCAGUGCCUUAGUUACUCACUUAGCCAGAUACUCAUUUCGACUUCCUCUAUAACGCGUUCCCUUCAAGCAUCUAAAGCGUACUUCAUCAAAGCUAUAUUUUCGAGGUCGAGAACCGCCGAGUCCUUUUCAAACUAAGCUAUCACUGCCAUGAUUGUUUUGUGUAAAUAAUGUUCCAUUUAGGAUCGUUGAUGUUGAUGUGCAUGUGAAUGUAUUGUGUAGUUUCUUAAGCACCUGCUUCGUGCAGAUAUGAAAAGAAUGUAAUGAAAAUAUAUUAUAUGCAACAUGAGAUUAUAUCUUGAA